AUCAUCAGGCACGCGCACUCAGUUCACCCGCACUAUCAUCAGACAUAAAACGGGGGAGGCUGCUCACAUCGCUGGUGCUAAACGUCUUCCUUUUUAUCUUAAGUAGAUCUGCUUUCAUUUCCGUUCACUGUAAAUAUCACUUCGUCGUCUGAAUGGCUGAGACUUCACGGAUAUUUUUAUCUUUUGUGUGCCGUUCAUUUUUGCCUCCGCUGGUCAAGAAGCUAAAUGGCAGUUAGCCUAGCAGCGUCGCUACUCCCUGUAGCUGGACUAAAUAGAAGUGGCCUAAAAAUUCAAUCAAUGAAAACCCCUUUCAGGACCAGCUCAUAGAUGUCUCUAAACUGUUUUAAUCCAGCAAAAGUCAAGAGGACGCAGCAGCGGUGCUUACAAGGGGGAAAACAUAAUUCCGGGUGCUAAGAAAUAGAGUUGAAAGAAAAACGGAGGAGGAGAACCGCAGCAGCAGUAGCUAAAGUGAAAGAAAAACACAUUACGAUACCAACCUGUGAUGGCAAACGAGCCGGUUAUUCUGAACGUUUAUGAUAUGUACUGGAUCAAUGAGUUCACUACCUCUCUGGGAAUUGGAGUCUUUCACUCAGGAAUUGAGAUCUAUGGCAGAGAGUUUGCCUAUGGAGGACAUCCUUAUCCUUUUUCAGGUAUAUUUGAGAUAACACCUGGUGAAGCCACAGAGCUCGGAGAUACAUUCAAAUUCAAAGAGGCCAUUGUUUUAGGGAGCACAGACUUCGUAGAAGAGGAUGUGGAGAGAAUUGUGGAGGAAAUGGGGAAGGAAUAUAAGGGGAACGCCUACCACCUCAUGCACAAGAAUUGCAAUCACUUUUCCUCAGCACUAUCAGAGAUCCUCUGUGGUCGAGAAAUCCCACGCUGGGUGAACCGACUGGCCUACUUCAGCUCUUGUGUGCCCUUCCUUCAGAGCUGUCUGCCAAAGGAGUGGUUGACGCCGGCGGCACUGCAGUCCAGUGUUAGUCAGGAGCUCCAGGGAGAGCUGGAGGAGGCCGAGGAUGCUGCGGCUUCUGCCUCAACGCCUUCCUGUGCCGUGGCACCCGCUCCCAGACCUACCCGACACCAACCGCGCCGAUGAACCCCGCUGCCUUGACUGACAGGCCACCUCUGGUUAGAGCUGGACCACAGCUUCUGCUGCCAAUAGACCCCUCUCCCCUUCUCCUGAGAGACUAGCAAUCCACCAGCGGACUGGAUGAAGCCCACCUUCUGAUUUCACUGAUUUAUUUCAGCUCACUCAAGUGACCGUCACGGGCCUGGAAACUAUCAAUCUUGUUUACUGUUAAACUUUCCUUGGGUUCGUCAGUGUUUUAAAAUUUUCCAUUUUUUUGGCCUUUUAUGUUUUGUUUUAAAAAAACUCAGGACUUGAAUACAAUGGCUCUGUUCAAUCACCGUUUUUAUUUUUUUUUUAAUGCUUUUCUUACGCUGGAGAUGCUCGCAAGCCUUUUCCCCCUUAUUCCGAAAGAAAGCGCCUAGUCAGAGACCUUUUUUAUGGAGAACAUUUGUUUACAGAUUUCUUGUGUUCCAAUCCGUAUAUGAUUGUGUUGUUGUGUGCGGAUUACAAAAGCCAAAUCUCCUCACUUUUGUAAUGACUCCCACACUAUGGUGACUGUGCCUGAAGAUUUUUACCGUUACAUGCUCCGAGAGCUCUGCACUCUUUCUCUACCGGUUCGGUUUUAGUGGCAGACUUAAUAUCUAAUGAGUCCUUCCUUCCUCCGAUGUUUUACACCUUUUUAGUUUUUAGAGUCUUCUAUGUACUUGGGACAACAUUUGUAUUCCAUUUUAUGAAUAUUAAAGAAAGUAUACAAGUUCUC
Pimephales promelas (fathead minnow) is the source of this 1826-nucleotide messenger RNA. It is a transcript of the gene desi2, whose product is annotated as desumoylating isopeptidase 2. Gene Ontology annotation, molecular function: deubiquitinase activity. Lineage: Eukaryota; Metazoa; Chordata; Actinopteri; Cypriniformes; Leuciscidae. The record is from RefSeq and is a predicted model, not a curated record. Gene Ontology annotation, biological process: protein deubiquitination.